CUUUUGUCACUCCUCCUCUGAAGCCGCCUACUCUCGACUACAUUGCAGGCGAGGCGAGGCGCAUCUCAAAAAACCUUCUUCUCUGCCGAGGCUCGCGAGCGCGGAGGAGUUGUCAAAAUUUACAAGCCAAGUCGACCGAGUUUUCCCAAGAGAAGGCAAGAUCUCUGUAGCCUACAUUUAGAAACCCCCUGGAAGAAGAGCUCUUUAAGUGAAGUCUGAGAGGUUUGAAACAUAAGAAAUGGCAGGACCAACUGCGCUCGGAUUGAUUUUUACCUUACUGCUCUCAGGGAGCUUCUGUGCGACGCAGGAAAAGAAAGUGUGUAAGGGAACAAACAUCAAACUGACCCUCCUGGGAACAGUGGAUGACCAUUAUCAGAUCCUGGUAAAAAUGUACAGCAACUGCACCGUGGUUCUGGAAAACCUGGAAAUCACAUAUAUGACAGAAAACCAUGACUUGUCUUUUCUCAGGAGCAUCCAAGAAGUUGGUGGGUAUGUUCUUAUUGGCCUCAACUCGGCUCCCAGCAUCCCCCUUGAGAAUCUGCGCAUCAUUCGUGGCCACUCCCUUUUUGACGACAAAUAUGCCUUGACCGUCCUACUAAACUCCAACAACAGAAUAGGACUGAAUCAGUUACCGCUGACUAGCUUAACUGAAAUACUGAAGGGUGGAAUAAAAUUUACUAGUAACAGUCAUUUAUGUCAUGUGGAGACCAUCCAGUGGACUGAUAUUCUGAACAUGAAGAGCAAUCCUACAAUUAUAGUGCACACCAAACCAUACUUUCCAAGACACUGUGAGAAGUGUGACCCAGACUGUCACAAUGGUUCCUGUUGGGGCCCUGGCCCUCAAAACUGUCAAACAAUGACUAAGGUGAUCUGUGCGGAGCAGUGCUCGGGCAGGUGUAAGGGACUUGAACCUGAGGACUGCUGCAAUGAACAUUGUGCUGCUGGCUGCACUGGACCCGAACCAACCGACUGCCUGGCCUGUAAGGACUUCCAGGAUGAAGGGACAUGUAAGGACGCAUGUCCACAGCUCAUGCUCUACGACCCCAACACCCACCAGCUCGCUCCCAACCCCGACGGGAAGUACAGCUUUGGGGCAACGUGUGUCAAGACAUGUCCACAUAACUAUGCCGUGACAGACCAUGGGGCAUGUGUGAGAACCUGCAGCCCUGACACCUAUGAGGUGGAUGAGGGUGGAGUUCGGAAAUGUAAGAAGUGUGAUGGCCUGUGUCCAAAAGCUACGGUCGAGACUGAUGGUCAGGAUCUGUAACAAGAUGAUGUUUUUUUUUUAAGAGGAAAGAUCGUCUGGGUUUUUUUUUUUUGACAAACAUGGGCAGUAU
Pimephales promelas (fathead minnow) is the source of this 1337-nucleotide messenger RNA. Lineage: Eukaryota; Metazoa; Chordata; Actinopteri; Cypriniformes; Leuciscidae. The record is from RefSeq and is a predicted model, not a curated record.